GUUAUAAGUCGCAUUCACCACGGCUUCACAGGCAACAAAAAACCUAGCGACGCUACCUGCCCUCUACCCUGUGAAUUUUACUGAGAAAUCAAAACUGAUUCAUGGCUUCUUCCGCUAAUUCUAGGCUCGAAAUCCUCACUCGACACUUAACUUCAGCAGCUUUUGCCUCUAAGGCUGGAUCUGAUGGUCAAAAGUUGGAGUGGAUUAAGAUAUCACCUGAGGUAUCAGAAGCACUAAAAAUUGGCAGCCCAAUUGUUGCACUCGAAUCCACCAUAAUAUCUCAUGGAAUGCCUUAUCCUCAGAAUUUUGAGACAGCCAAAGAGUUGGAGGUCAUUGUGAGGGAGAAUGGAGCUGUACCUGCAACUAUCGCUAUUCUGGAUGGCGUACCAUGCAUAGGCUUGACUACAGAAGAACUAGAGAUUCUAGCACGUCUUGGUAGCAAAGCUCGAAAAACUGCUAGUAGAGACAUUGCAGUUGUUAUGGCAGGCAGGGAGAAUGGAGCAACUACUGUCUCUGCAACAAUGUAUCUUGCUUCAAUGGUUGGUAUUCCAAUAUUUGUGACCGGUGGUAUUGGAGGAGUUCAUAGACAUGGAGAGAACACAUUGGAUAUUUCUUCUGAUCUUACCGAGCUUGGAAAUAUUCCUGUGGCUGUGAUCUCUGCUGGUGUAAAAUCGAUACUAGAUAUUCCCCGAACACUUGAAUAUUUGGAAACUCAAAGAGUUACUGUUGCAGCAUAUAAAACCGAUGAGUUCCCUGCUUUCUUCACACAAACCAGUGGCUGCAAGGCACCUGCUCGUGUAGAAUCGCCAGAACAUUGUGCUCGAGUUAUUGACGCAAAUAUAAGACUUGAGCGGAAGAGUGGAAUAUUGAUAGCACUUCCCAUUCCACGGGAGCAUUCUGCUUCUGGAAGUUUGAUUGAGUCGGCAAUACAGCAAGCUCUCCAAGAAGCACGAGAGAAGAAGAUAACUGGCAAUGCUGAAACUCCAUUCUUGCUUGCAAGAGUGAACGAACUUACUGGUGGAGCAUCUCUGGCUUCAAAUAUUGCACUCGUGAAAAAUAAUGCCUCUGUUGGUGCUAAAAUUGCUGUUUCGCUUGCCCAGCUUCAAAAGCAUAGUGGUAAAAGGUUGUAAAACUCUGGCUUUCGCUCAUUGUUCAAGAUUCCCCACUGCUGCCCCGUGGGAGUCCGGACUGUGUCUCAGUGCCAGUGUGGCUGAUCAUCGGAAAAGAUAUUUUGCCCUUCUCCCUAUGAUAUCAGCUAAGCACUUUAAGCUCCAAGUCUGAAGCCAUUUUUACGGUAUUUUCGCUUCUAGUCCGGAUCCAUCCUAAACCAAAGAGCGGGGCUAAGCGAGGGGCAUAGCAAAGGAAGCAUGACAUUAGCGAUAGAAGCUUGUCUUUGCUCCGUUGGGAGUACUUUCCCCAUGAUCCCCAUGUAUAGAGAAGUUAAAGACGGUCUCCUGGCUGAUCAGGUGGUUGAGUGUGUGUAUAUAUAUAUAUAUAUAUAUAUAUGGCGUGUGUGUGUAAAAUGUAAAAUGGCCUCUGAGCUUAGAAAUAUGUCUAUCCCAUUUGACUAGUAUUGACCAAACCAUUUGAGAGAUGAUGCUAUAACCUUUUACCUAUCUUCAAGAGAAUGAACCUCAAGUUUGUUUUUCCUAA
Molecule: messenger RNA, 1653 nt
Organism: Nicotiana tabacum (common tobacco)
Lineage: Eukaryota; Viridiplantae; Streptophyta; Magnoliopsida; Solanales; Solanaceae
Product: pseudouridine-5'-phosphate glycosidase
Cellular component (GO): cytoplasm
Molecular function (GO): pseudouridylate synthase activity; hydrolase activity, acting on glycosyl bonds
Source: RefSeq, a predicted model, not a curated record